Messenger RNA from Saitoella complicata NRRL Y-17804, 2324 nucleotides. RefSeq lists its product as uncharacterized. Gene Ontology annotation, cellular component: cell septum; cell periphery. The record is from RefSeq and is a predicted model, not a curated record. Lineage: Eukaryota; Fungi; Ascomycota; Saitoellomycetes; Saitoellales; Saitoellaceae. The coding region runs from base 219 to 2324 and encodes 701 amino acids. Gene Ontology annotation, molecular function: chitin synthase activity. The transcript has a single exon.
UUCCGGUUUGAACACUUUGACCAUCGCCCUCGCCGAGGUGCUACGGCCAAGAGGUCCUUGAGCCGCACUUUACGAGGAUCCGCGUGCAAUAGAUGACUUCGAGUCCUUAUUCUCGAGGAUGUUGGUGUUGAAUUCGCCUCUCGUUCGCUUCAGUAUAUGAAGUGUUCGCUUGCUUCUCUUUUCGAGAUGUUCAGCAUCUUCUCGAUACGAAAGCAACGAUGGCAGAGGCACAGUCAGAGUAUCGGCACAACCUCGACUCGCAUACGGCGAAGUUGAUCUUGGGUGUGGUGAUCGUGUUGUCGCUUGCGGAGUUUGCGGUUUUCCUUGCGACGUACGGUUAUGAGAUGAUCCUCGCCAUUCGUUAUCCGGAGCCUGGGUCGUCGCGGAUUUUGGGUUUCGUGAUGUUGGGGAUGUUUAUCGUUAUUCGGUCUAUGUUCAUUCCGACGUAUCUUCAGUACAACCCGUUAUUUUCGAAUGGCAGGGAACACCAUGCGAGUAUCGUGUUUGAGGUUACGCUUUGGAUUUUGGUCGUUUGGGCGAUUGCGGUGUUGAGUAUUCCGCCGACGUUGACGAUGUACUAUUGGUGGAGGUAUGGGUUGGGGUCGAAGAAGUUGGAAAUUGGGGAUCCGGAGAAGUUCAAGUGGUACAAAGUGAUAGUUGUCGUUCCUGUCUACCGCGAGUCUGAGAAACUUCUCAGAGGGUUGAUUCGGAGUUUGGCGGCCAUCGACUAUCCCGAAGAUAUGAUUGAGUUUCAUAUCGCAUUUGAUGAGGAGUCGAUUACACAGGAGUUUGAGAUCGUGAUGGAUGCCCUUGGUGCUCGACAGGAGAAGAGGGAUGACUAUCUGAAGCAUACCGACUUGCAGUUCAGCGGCAAACAGUUCUAUGUUCACCGUUGGGCACAUGGUGGGAAGCGCGAGACGCAAGGUAAGACUUGGGGGUAUAUCUCGACGCUUCAUGCGAUGCAUGAUCCGGAGGAUAUGUGUCUUAUGUUGUGUGAUUCGGACAACGAUGUUUAUUCAACUGCCAUUCAUAACUAUGUCGUUACGAUGAACCGCGAGUUGAUUCCGAGGUCGGGCAACACGAAGGUUGCGUUGGCAGGGUAUAUGACUUGUAUCUCGUCCGGGAGUGGGAGGUGGAAUCCGAUGAGGGUGUUGCAGGAUACUGAGUACGUUGUCGGGGAGAUCUGUCGUACAUUGGAAGUCAUGCUUGGCGAUGUAAACUGUCUUCCGGGAGCAAUGACCUUUCUCAAGUACGAGGUCUUGCAAAGGUUGGGGCCGAUUUACUUUGGGGGGAGGGAGGAGACGAACUUGAUUGAUGCGCAUCGUCGGGUGCUCGGUGAGGAUCGAUACUUGACGCAUUUGAUUCAGCAGUAUUAUCCGGUGAGAUCGAUUGGGUUCGCACCGGCUGCGAGGGCAAAGACGGAGCCUUGUGCGACGUUACAGUCUCUUGUUCGUCAACGGCGUCGGUGGUUGUUGGGUGCAAUUUCGAAUGAGUCGUAUAUGCUGAUCAACCCUGGCAUGUGGAGGAAGAUGCCGCUGUUGUUGGCGGUGAAGUUGAUGAUCUUCGGAUGGAGGUCAUCGAUUAUCUCGCAAGGUCUCAUGGCGUUCGGGUGUAUCUACGCGUACUUUGUCAUGCCGUCAUCUUCAAUUCCGAAGACCAUUCCCGCGACGUUUGUGCCUUAUGCUAUCGGGUGGAUUGGGAUUACGAUUAUCUCGAUCCGAAUCAAGCAUUAUAAGGUUCCGUUUAUCUGGCCUUUCUUCCUGUUGUUUGGGCAGUUUUAUCAGCUUGUGAUUGAUGUUUACACGACGUUCACCUUCACUAAGAUCGCCUGGGGAGGAGCGAGGAGCGCAGCUGCUUCUGACAGCAGCGCCGUAUCUGAAGCUGGUACGGAUGAGGUCGAGAAGAAGGAUGGCGACGAUAUCAUUUCUACCGUCGUCGAGCUUCGCUCCCCAACCGACUCGGCUUACGGUAGUAGUCCAGCGACUGCUCAAGUCUCAGCUCUCAACAGUGAGCCACCGUCGCCGAGAAAGGAGACGCAGGUCUUGACGGGCGAGAUUGAUGGGAUCUCCAUUAUCUCCACAGAUAGUUUGCCGGCGAUGAUGGGUAUGGGAUUGGGUAUCACGAUGCCUGAAGAGGCGUGCGUCAAUGAUGCGUAUGGGAAUGCAAAGGCGGAGACGGGAUCUAUUGCCAGUGCUGAUUCGAAUUCGCCGAUGGUGGCGAGGGUGGACUCGAAUCAGGACGCCGACGUCGACAGUAUUACCGGUAGUGGUGGAGGACGUCGCGGCAGCAAGUUCAAAAUGGGAAAGAAUUGCAUUGUUAUGUAG